AUGAGCGGCCUCAAUGUCUUGAUAUUCAAAUCCCAUCGCUUAGAGUUCUUUUCAGACACCGCGCUUCCGUUUACAGCCGACGUGUACUGGUCUGCCACCGUCAUGAUCAUCGAGUGGCCAGACGAUGUCCUCGUGGGACAUUAUGGUGAAGGAGCCACAGUCGUGUCCGUCGCCCCUGCCCUGGGUUCGAAACCGCCUCGACUGUAUUCUCGCAAGAGAUCAGUGUCGUUCUUCAAGGCGGGAGAAGUUCGCGCUCAUGGCGCACAUGACGGACCCCCUGACCUUUGCCUACCUCCAAUGUCGAGACCUACAAACAUGUGA
Aphanomyces astaci is the source of this 321-nucleotide messenger RNA. RefSeq lists its product as hypothetical. The record is from RefSeq and is a predicted model, not a curated record. Lineage: Eukaryota; Oomycota; Saprolegniomycetes; Saprolegniales; Verrucalvaceae. The transcript has a single exon. Bases 1 to 321 code for a protein of 106 amino acids.